AGAACUGGACAGCCGCACUGUGUAAUUCGGUGCAUUCACAUCAAUAAGCGAAGCUGCAAUACAUAAAUGUCCAGUCCUGAGCACAACAGACAGGCGGUGCAUUGAUGCUUCUGUCUAGACCCAAAUAUUGGUGACAGACAAUGUCAGGAUGUUCAACAUUUUUGUGACGAGAGUUAGGAUUUGAGGAUUUACAAAUCAGUUACCAAAUCAUUCGUUGGACCAAAACCGGAUUUUACCGCAGGGAAAGACAUACAACCACUGUUCUUCUGUUCACAUCUUCUUACUAGGCAGUUAUAAUCAUAUGUCUGAUCGCAUCGACCAGGAAGCAGCGAAUCCAUUAUUUCAAAUUACAAGGAAGAUUGCUAAAAAUAGGUGUAAACAUGAUCUCAUAUGAACCAUGGACUUUGCCAUAAGGGUGUACAAUCACACGGAUUUACUAGGAAUUGUGAUGUUAUCAAUGUAAUCAUGUUUUUUUAUUGUUAUUAAUUAAUUAACUGUUACGAGUGUAAAUAUGUUCUCUAAUGAACCAGGAGCAGUGGUAUUGUGACUAUUGUUGUGUUAUUGUGGAGUUACCACGCUUGGAUAUAAAAUACGUUAAUGCAGCCAUCAUAUUAAAUUGUCAGAAACAACGCUAUGACGAGUGCAACUAUGGUAUCAAUCAAAAGAAACAAACGUUAUUACGAGUGUAACCAUGGUAUCGGGUCAAAAUGAACAACGUUAUUACGAGUGUAACCAUGGUAUCGGGUCAAAAGGAACAACGUUAUUACGAGUGUAACCAUGGUAUCAGAUCAAAAGGAACAACGUUAUUACGAGUGUAACCAAGGUAUCAGAUCAAAAGGAACAACAUUGUUACGAGUGUAACCAUGGUAUCAGAUCAAAAGGAACACCAUUGUUACGAGUUUAACCAUGGUAUCAGAUCAAAAGGAACAACGUUAUUACGAGUGUAACCAUGGUAUCAGAUCAAAAUGAACAACGUUAUUACGAGUGUAACUAUGGUAUCAGAUUAAAAGGAACAACAUAGUUACGAGUGUAACCAUGUUAUAAGAUCAAAAGGAACAACAUUAUUACAAGUGUAACCAUGGAAUCAGGUAAAAAAUAUCAACGUUAUUACGAGUGUAACAAUGGUAUCAGAUCACAAGCAACAACAUUGUUACGAGUGUAACCAUGGAAUCAGAUCACAAGGAAAGUUAUGUUAGUGUUUGAGUGGUUUCAAUUACAGUAAGAGUGUUAUAAGUAUACCCAAAUGCAUGACCAAAUGAUAAUAUAUCUACCCCAGAAUAUUUCAAAUAUAGCGAAUGCCCCGGACUUGGAACAGCAAUUAUUAACUAUAUAUAUUUUUGCUGACAUCGGAACAAUGCUAUUGCAUUUUCAGUGUAGAGAUUGGCCAGUGAUCAAUUACAAUUAAUCUAACACUUCCAACAAGACGUUACGUCUAUGUGAACUUCUCGAACAAUUGGCAACGAUUGUAAAUGGUCAUCGACUAAUGGACACGGCUCUACUUAAGGUCUAAUCAACAGUGACAUUUAAUUUCAUUCUGUAUCGCCUCGAUUAAAUGGAUUACGGCCAUUAUCUUCUGGACCAUUCGAUUGUGAUAUCAUCAAUACUUAUCUGAUCACAUUAUUCCAGUGAGUGUAUAAGUCAAUACAAACUUCUGCUGUUACCAUGACGACUCGUAAGUUAGGAAGAGACCAAGAAGUUAUACUAGAUUGGGUUACUGUCAUUCCGAAACUUUAACGAUGGAAGCAGAAGAGUUUAAAAGGACACGUGUAUACGUGAUGGGAGGACGAGGGUACGGAAAAACAACAGUCAUCAACCUUCUCCUUGAUCAAAUGAAUCCACCAUCAAAUCGCGGAGACAUAUCCGUGUACACAGGUCGACUCUUCUCCGACAUCUCCAAAGAGGGGAAAGUGUCUGCAGAUCUUCAGCUGGACAUGUGGGAACUUCCAGGGGGAAACUUGCUGAAGGCACUGUAUCCAAUCUUACUGACGGAACCUGCCAUCUACCUUGUCCUUGUGACAGCUGACACACACGACCCGGAUGUAGAGGUAUUGGAUAUCUGCAGGAACAUCAUGUAUAAGAUUAAUAAACCUCGCAUCAUCGUGAUACUCACCAAAGCAAACUCCACGACGUGUAACAACGCCAACAUCGGUGACCUGUGUCGUCGUAUAAAGGAGAGGUGGAACGAAUUCAUAGUCCAAUACUGCAAGGAGAACACGUCCUGUGAUAGAUUAACGUUAAAUGCGGAAGUCAUUUGUGACGCAGAAACGCAACCUGCUCUGACAGAAAACAAUUGUUCCUUGCUUGUUUAUCCUUUUAACUCGAGUGACACGCAGGUGCUUCAGCAGCUGAGAACGUCACUCCUUAUAUGUGCCUCUGGGAUCAGUUCUGACGAAGGUUAUGACUUUUCUAUCAAACCUAGCCUCUUACGGACCAUUCAAUUCAUCCAGAAAAAGAGGAAAGAACAAGUACUUUUUGCAACAAAACGACAGUUUCCUGAUUCCGAUGGUGACCUUACUGAAAAAGCAUUGACUUAUCUGCUGAAGAAGGACUAUGUUCGAGAGGUCCAGUCCGUGCCUGACAACGAGACGGCUAUGGUCAUUUGUGUGGAUCCACUUGCCUUUUCCAACCUAUUGGUGAGGUCACAUCUUGACUCUGGCGGGCAUGUAUUUCGCUUGGAGGCUGGCAAAUUCUGGCCUCCAAACAUGGACAGGAAACCACCGAAUCCCCAAGUCUUGGCGGAUGUGUUGGAAUAUUUGCAGACCAACGGUACUGUUCCUGAAUCAUUCCUGCCUCUUCUCUGGAAAACCCCGUAUAUUCGCGAGGAUCAGAUUUUAACAACGUUGGGCGUAAUGGAGAGUUUGGGACUAAUUUGCUACGCGAACUCUUUUGGCCAGGCUGUGGAUCCUACCCCGGAUUUGGAGAUGCCAUUCUUUACAUAUCUGUCUGGCUCUAAAAUACGACAUAUCAUGCUCAUGAACAAAAUACCAGAGGAUAAACCGAACCUGCACUGGUCAGAGAACCCGCACAAAGGCGAUUUCCAGAUCACGGUUCACUUCUGUUGUCCGUGCGGUAUGCCAGUGGGAUUGGUCCUGCGGAUAUUGGCUCUGUGUUUGAACAUUACAAAGCCAUUCAUUAAGUACAGUUAUAUUUGGCGACAGGGGGUCCUGAUACAGCUGGGGCACGAGGUGAAGGUACAUGUACAAGCCUUUACGAAUGAACUGGACUUCACUGCUCGUGUGGUGACGGAUUCAUACUCCGACCUAAAGACGGCUACACAAGUACUGUGGAUGACCGUCGCGCCUUGUCUUCUCAAUCUGCUCAGAUUUUUGACAUCGUUCCCCGGACUAAGUACAGAGGCGUACCUUAGUUUCCGAGGAGAUCCUAAUUUUGAUGAAGUCUUUCGGAGGUCCAGUACAGACCGUCGACUUACAAUUGACCAACUGAUAUCCAAACAGCUGUUACAGACAGAAUCAAUGUCGUCUAGGUGGCUGGUCCCAUUCCGAGUGGACAGAUCCGUGACGUCAUUCCAUACCUGGUUGGUGUUUCUAAUGGCAAACCGGAAGGAUGUACUACAAAUGUUGGCACCAGAAAUGUUGUUCCCACCAGCCUCAAAUACACUCCCAGGGAUUGUGUCUACCGAGAGAGGUCCUCAGAAAACCAAAAGGAAGCCUUCCAAAGUAAGUUGGGGUAUUGAGAAUGAAAAGACAGAAACGAAGAACAACAAUUCCGUCAUCAACAACAUCAUCACCACCAACAACAAUAGCAGCAACAACACGAACAUGAUGCAAGGGACGAUGGUAAAGUCUGCACCAGGACAUACAGAGGCCAUCAGCUUAUCUUCUCCCGAGUUGGCAUCAGAGAAAAGAAGCACACAUCCUUCCGCGGGUAGAAAUCCCGCAUCCUCCUCACACCAGGGGACAAGUAAAGAAUUUGACGAACAGAUAGCAUUUAAAGUGGCCUCGUCUCUGUCUGCGGCGGUGUUAUCAGCAAGUGUAGCGAGGUUUAUGGAGGAGGAGAACAGCGCCAGUCACACAUGGUCACCAGCACAGGUUCUUGCCGUUCGUGAGAUCGCACAGCUAUCAUCUUCGGUGUGGGAUGGCGAUAUGACAAAAAUAUCAUCUGCCAUUACACGUGCUGUAGCAAAAAGUAGCAAACGUGACAGGAAAGUCGCCAAACCUGACCAUUCUCCGGCCAUCCAGUCCACCAGGUUUUGUGCUAUUUUGUAGUAUAGUGGGUUGUGUGAUUAGUCCGUCAAGGAUUGUAACAAGGAACAUGGAUCAUAAUCACUUGUCACAUCACCAAAUUGGUCCAACAGGAACAUGUUUGAGAGUUUCGAGGAAAUGUACAACAUGCUGAUGAUUUGUUUAUAGUAUUUAAAGAACCCACUCUAUCUCAACUUGUUAAGUAUUAAUCAGAGAGAGAGUCAAAAAUGUAGACAGCAUCCAACCUAACUUAGCAUGUGUGGUAAAGGAAUUAUUCUGAACCUUACUUAUAUACACUGACACGUAUAUCACGCAAAUGAUCUUUAUGAUAUAGCGACCUUGUCAAAAAGGUAAGCCUAGUCAUUCAACCAGGACACUGAUCACUGAUAUAGAGUGAACAAUGUCAUACCGACUGACCGAAAUGUGAAAGAACUUGUUAAAUACAUAUUGUGUUGUAAAGUGUUUCUACAGGAGUACUAAGGAAACAAUCAAAGUCACCUGAUCCAGUGUCGUAAGUGCUAAAAUAUGUUUUGUAAUAAGACGACAUGUAUGUGUGCAUCAUUGUUUGAUGAAUAUUGAAAGUGCUUAACUCAUAUAGAAGGGAGAUACGAAGUCGUUCAAACAAACGUAAAGACAACGAGUGUGGUAUCCGUUGUUUAUUGGAUUUAUUCAGCUCUUGGAACCGUGUAUGUUUGUAAAAUGUGAUCCAUUUCGUUUAUUUUACAUACUGGAAACUUGGAAAUAAAGAUUUAU
Molecule: messenger RNA, 4955 nt
Organism: Pecten maximus
Lineage: Eukaryota; Metazoa; Mollusca; Bivalvia; Pectinida; Pectinidae
Exons: 15
Coding region: 1737-4226 (829 amino acids)
Source: RefSeq, a predicted model, not a curated record